Messenger RNA from Candidula unifasciata, 3205 nucleotides. The record is from the annotation of a GenBank genome assembly. NCBI's taxonomy places the organism in Eukaryota, Metazoa, Mollusca, Gastropoda, Stylommatophora, Geomitridae.
AUGGAUUUUGUUGACCUGGACAAAGUCUUGGAUGAGUUUGAGGAAGAAGAGAAACAAGCUCUUUCCAUCAUCCCAGGCCAGGAGUUGAGACCAAGUGGAUACCUAGAAUUUUUAGAGAAACAUCAAGAACAGGAAUGGGCCUUGAUAAAUCCAAGUAGGCUCUCUUCCACAAGUGGCUAUACGUUGGAACGUAGGUCAGCUAGAGAGCCAGCUAAUGUCUCAUAUGAUGACCCAUAUGACAGCUUACCUACGUACAAGUUUGGUUGCGUGACAGGUGAGCAGCUUAGUAGUGUCCCCUACAAACGGUAUGCAAGUCUGCCUGAAGGAAAGCAAAGAAGAAAUCAGAGUGCCAUCGUUACAAGUUUAACCCGGAUUUCUGUUCAUGAUGAAGAUGUGAGCACUGUUUACACAACUCCGACAAAAGUUCAGGAACGAAAAGGGAUAGCUAAUUGUUCCGAGAGAAAAGGUACAAUUGCAUAUCACCCGAUUGAAGUACAGACUGAUGCACUGUCUCCAGCUAGUGAAAAAGAGUUGAUGUUGUCACCUUUCCCCAAAUCUGACAUACUUGUAGAUGGACAUGAGGAUACAUCCGUUUUGGAUGAACAGGUGUGUUAUAGUGAAAUUGAGGAGAACCAAAGCCCUGCUCAGUCAAGCGCUCAUAAACCAGAUGAAGAAAUAAAACAGUCAGCUAGAGUGAGUACUCAUACAGAGGAUGACAAUCACAGAUUACAGCCAGCAACCAGAGACGUAGACACAAUCCUAAACUCAACAUCAUUAUUUGACCCCAGGUCACCUGUUGUCAGUGCUGGUGAGACCAGUACUGGAGACCCACAGCCAGAGCAGAUAGUUUGCUUUAAUGAUCUUGCUGAUGAAGAUUUCGAUAAUGAAGAAAUUAACAUGUAUUUAAACCAGCUUCAAGGACAGAGAAUUACAAAUGUCAAUGCAUCAGAAAUAUCAGCUCCUACAAGAUCUGUCGACUUGGAAUCAGUGACCGCUGGGGAAUCAUAUGGGGGAUACUCUAAUGAGAAACAUUCUCAUGAUACUGGGGAUAGUAUUUCACAUGAAGAGUUUAAUACCAGAAAUACUUCACAAGCGGAGCCUGGUAACAGAAGUGCUUCUGUAUUUGAAUCCAAUUAUAGAAAUACUUCUCAUAUUCACACAAACAACAGUGGUAAUAUAUAUACUGAGCCGAGUAAUGGAAGGCCCUCAGAUGUUAAUCCUGAUGGACAGAAUAUUUCAGAUAUUGAACCUUCUACCCAUCUUGAUGGUGCUAGUCAAUCACUUUAUACUUCAUUAAUAAUAGGAAAGUUGGAGAUUGAAAGUAUUCUGGAUGAUAUAAAUAAGACAGAACCUGUGAAUAACAAUAUCAGAGACAGUUUGGCACUGGAAAGGUUGGAGAAUGAGAAUGUAAAUGUGGAAACAACCUCAUGUGUUAGUGAACAAGUAUUCUGUGGUAGAAUGGAAAUUGAAAAUAUUCUGGACGAAGUGAUUCUCAAACAGCAGGGCAUGUUAGAACAUGAUAUUUCCGGAGGACAGAUAUCUCAGAGAUUGGACUCGAACUCUAGUCACCUGAAGUCUAAUAUUGACCAUGGUUCCGAUGAUGUUGAAGACAAAGCUUGUGAGGCUGCAUUGACAGCUAGUGAUUCUGACUCUUCUAGUCCAGUUCGCUCAUUUGGUCAGAACUAUCAGAUGGGCAGUUCAGUACAAAUUAUCGGGGCAGGUGCCAGACCAAAGGACUUAUCUUCCUUGAAGAAAAACCGCCCCAAUGCUUCUUCUGCAUUGUCUAAGGGCAGUUCAGAAGUGCCAGCAGAAGUGAAACCUAAAGGGACAACAGAAAAGGAAGAAAACACAUUUCGCAAACAGAUAGUGGACCAGUAUCCAGAUAGUUCCGUGCAGUUUCACCAGUCUGCAGAUGGUGAACAUUUUAACACCUUACUUGUGGACCAAGAGAAUCUUGAACUUGCAGAGUCAAGAUCAGAUAAUUCUAAUCAAGUGGAACCAGUAGAAAAACCUGUUCUACAUGACUUCUCUGAGCCUCAGUCUUCAGACAGACAAGACAGUGACGAAUCGGUAGAGGCAGAUGGACAUGAUGCUUCCCAGGCUGCAGGAGCUCUGAAUAUGAAACGGCCAACUUCACUUCAUCUGUCAUCGCAGUCAGAAGCUGCUGAAGGACAUGAAGAAGGUGGGCAUACAGUGAGUGUUGACACUACAGAACAAACAAACCAAAGGACAGCGGAGACUAAAUCUGUGAUCCAUGCAGCUGACCUACAGGACAGUCUAGGACUUGUGGCACCCUUCUGGAUUCCUGACACUGAUGCAUUGACAUGCAUGAUUUGUCAAACCAAGUUCACCAUUUGGAAGAGGCGCCAUCACUGUAGAGCUUGUGGGAAGGUUCUGUGUGCAGUUUGCUGCAACCAGAAAGCUGUUCUCCCUUAUAUGGACAACAAAGAGGCUCGCGUCUGCGUAGAAUGCCACAUUCAGUUAAAUCUUGUGCCAGGCUCAGGCACUAGCCCAUGCUACCCCAACCCUAACAACCCCUUUGAGUACUGCUCCAAAGUGCCACCCAACCAGCAGGUCAGCAGCCAUGCCAACCCUCCAGUUGUCAUGGUGCCAGCAGGCGUGCUCAGAAGCUCAGGUGGCCAGAAAAGAUUUGGUGAGCCCAAACAGGUUAUGUUCUCCGAUGGAGUUCGGCCUGGGGGUGAUCUCGCAAAACUCGAUGAACCCCAACAGGCAGGUCGAUCUUCAGAAACUUCUAGAGCUGCAAAGCCCUCACAACAGCAGCAAGGUGAGCCAUCUGUGUCCUCAUCGCAAGCUCAGAAACUGAAGUCAGAUGGUCUGUCUCGUAACCAGAGUCUGAUACCAGGAGAAGGUUUACCACCGUUGCUUGUACAGAAAGAUACUGAGUUUGUAGAAACAGAUACACCUGUGAAUGAGACUGACACAGUUGAUUUCAAAUCUGAGGAAGGACCUUUGGUGAUGUUUACUUUGAACCGAAACCUUUCAGUCGGUGUCAAGAUUAUAAAUCUGGACUGCUGUUUGAACAGAACCUGUUGGUGUUUCGUAACGCUGGGCAUGGACACAGUUGGUGAAAAUGAGAUAGUUGUACUACUAGAACUGACAGAGGAGGAACUUGCAAGUCCAUCGCCCAGGCCACCAAGAGACAUGUUCCUGCAUCUUCAGGCUUUGUAUGAGGAAGCUUUGAAAG